GUGGCGACGACGUUCUUCACGUGCAUCCGCCCGGGUGCUUUGCGGAAGCUGACAGUGCAGCAGCUGCUGGCGCCCUCGCGCGAGGUCGGGCAGCCUCAGUUACGGUGCCUGGUCCUUGCGCCAACUCAGCUGGGCCCGAGGGCGCCAGGCGACCCGCGGGGUGCUCGCAGGGAGCUCACCAAGACGGGGGCUUCCGACGAGACGGUGAUCCUCGACCACUUGGCCUGGCUGGGCGAGUGCCUGGCCGCCCACGUCUGCGGCGAGGCUCCGACCGACUUGCUCUUCCCGGCCCGCGGGGCGAUCGUGGCGGCGCAGUUCGGGGAGGCGGCAAGGCAGUGCGGGCUCUCCCGGGUCUGCCUCUGCCAGCUGCGGCGCGGCGGGGCGUCGGGCGACAUUCUGUCGGGCAGGAGGGGUCGCAAGACCGUGAGAGCCAGGGGCCAGUGGAGGAAGGACUCGUCGUUGAACAGCUUGACUGCUGUCUCGAGAGAGUUCGGGACGCACGUGUUCGAGGUGAUGGGGUCGCUGUUUUUAGUCAGUGUGGCGGCCCGGGCAAUCCCAAAGUGA
Molecule: messenger RNA, 564 nt
Organism: Prorocentrum cordatum
Lineage: Eukaryota; Dinophyceae; Prorocentrales; Prorocentraceae
Source: the annotation of a GenBank genome assembly